Molecule: messenger RNA, 531 nt
Organism: Oppiella nova
Lineage: Eukaryota; Metazoa; Arthropoda; Arachnida; Sarcoptiformes; Oppiidae
Source: the annotation of a GenBank genome assembly
GUGGCUAUAAAUACGACUACACUUUCAUUUUGAGCUUCAAAUCACUUUUGAGUCAUUUCUCGUGAAUCUAACCGAAAGUCAACUCAAACUCUGAAACAAUGUCUGGAAGAGGAAAGGGAGGAAAAGUCAAAUCGAAGGCAAAGUCCAGGUCAUCCCGAGCGGGACUCCAGUUCCCCGUCGGACGUAUCCACCGUCUGCUCCGCAAAGGCAAUUUCGCAGAGCGUGUCGGUGCCGGCGCUCCGGUCUAUUUGGCCGCUGUGUUGGAGUACUUGGCGGCUGAGGUGCUCGAGUUGGCCGGCAAUGCCGCCCGAGAUAACAAGAAGACCCGUAUUAUCCCCCGUCAUCUGCAACUGGCCAUCAGGAACGACGAGGAGUUGAAUAAACUGCUGUCCGGUGUGACCAUUGCUCAGGGAGGCGUUCUGCCCAACAUUCAGGCCGUACUCCUGCCCAAGAAGACCGAGAAGAAGGCUUAGACUCAUCCCUUUGGGACUCAAACGGCCCUUUUUAGGGCCAAUACAUCUCUGACCUAAU